GUGAACAUUCAACAGAAGCCACUGCAUCUCUGAAAUACAACCGCAAUAAGAAUAUUUUCACCACUGAGGUUGUCAUUCCUGAUUAUGAUGUGGAAGCAGGCAUCAAGCUUGCUGUAAGAAAUGCUAAGGGAAAGAAGAUGCAUGAUGUCACCAUUGAUGUAACCAAUAAAAAUAUUCCACAGCUGACUCUUGUUGGACACACAAGACUUGACACGAUGAAGGAUGCCAUGCUACAACUCCAGAUGGUCAUUCCCCCUAUGAAAAUUGAUGCAUCUGUUACUGCAACCCUGAAGAAGGAUGAGGACAUACUCAUAGAGUUAGAGACAGUCAUCAACCUUCCUGAGAUGUCCUCCCAACAGAAAGCUUCCCUCAAAUACAAUAAUGACAGACUUGAGGUAGAACUGAAAUCAGACCUGGAUUCAGAUAUUCAGAGAUUCAGAGAUUCUCACAGGCAGCUUCAACAGCUUAUUGAUGCUGUUCUGGACCAGAAGGUGGCAAACACUGAUAUGAAGCUGCGUCACAUAGUUACUAAAGGAACUGAGGCAGGUUAUAUAUGGCUGGACAAACUGACAGCACAUACGCCUUAUUUUGCAAACCUGCGAAAGAAAAGGAUCAUGUCAGAUCUCACCUUGCCAGCUCUGCCUGAGAAACUAUUUCUGCAGAUUGACAGCUUUUUUCGAUACCAGUUCAACAAGGACAAGAUGGCCAUCUCACUUCCUCUGGCUUUAGGAGGCAAAAAGUCAGAAGAAGUGAACAUCCCAACCAUUCUAUCUAUUCCCCUCCUAGAUAUACCAGAAAUAGGCCUGCAUAUCCCUGCCAAUAACUAUCCGCUACCAUCAUUCACUGUUCCACCUUGUUUGGAUUUCUUUGUCCCCCUUCUUGGUCUUGCACAAGCAUCCACCAAGAUCAACAGCAACUUCUACACAUGGGAAGGCUUCAUAUCUGGUGGCAACAACACUGUUGAUGUCCCCGAAUACGUUGUACAGUACAAGGCUAUGGCCCAAUCACCUUUCAACAUGCUGUCAUACAAGCUUGAAGGAACUGGGAUGAUGUCAGGAAGAGGUGACAAUAAUCUCAAGUAUAUUCUGAAUAGUUCCUUCAGCCAUUGCCUCAUUGACACGAGCUUCAGCAUCUUAGAGACGUUAAGGGUCACAAACAAAUUUAAUGCAAAAGCCAACUAUAAGAUUGAAGUCUCAAGUCCAAUGGGCCUGCAAGCCUCCAUCUAUUACUCUGCUCAGUCAACCUCUACUCUAGAGUCACAUGAAGUCUCAGGAGAUGGCAAUGUGGAAGGACUACUGAAAAUAGGUUCAUUCUACACCAAUACCUCCUACACCAACAGCUACAAUCUGCGUCCACUAGAUAAACAGGGAAGAGGACAGUCAACCCUGCAGAUUGACUCUCCAGUCAUGCAAGUUCACAACAUGAUCCAUGGUGUCUAUGCAAACUCCGAGUUGAACAUUGUGUCCAAAACCAGUGCACAGAAGGGCAUCCUCAAGAAUGUAGCAGAGCUCAAGUAUAAAGAUGCACAACUGACUUUAAAAUCCAACACUGUUGCCACAGCCAUGGGUAAAUUGCUCACUAACAAAGUUGAGCUUGGGGUCUCCAGCCAUAUGGCUAUUCUCAGAAUUGAGUCACAGACAGAUGAAGACACAAAUAGGGUAUACUCACUUAUAACAGGAUCCUUGGAUUUAAACGGGCUUGAGUUACACUCUGAGGGUUCCGCCACAUUUGACACAGGUCGUGGAUUGCACAAAGCCUCUGUUAUGGUUGGCAGAAAUGGUCUGACCAUGAGUGGAACUAAUAGCAUUCAGUGUAGCCCCGUAACAGUGGAAAAUAUCUUCAAUGGUGCUAUAGACAAUGACGGAGCAUCCCUGUCCUCCACGACCAAAGCAAUGGCUGAGGAGAGUAAAGGAGAGCUUUGCAUUGAGGGUAAAAUCACAGCUGAGGAAGCCUCAUUGUAUGGUGUUCUCAAGGGGCAUGCAUAUGAUGCAACCACAAGAACCAUCAUGAAUGUUGUGCUAAACCAAAGGGGUCUGACUUUUACCAGCUAUACUAUGGGAACAGUGAAGCAGAUGAAAACAGAAAAUAGCCAUACACUGAGCAUCACUCUGUGGACCCUAGCCCUCCUCUCCAAGACUAGCAAUUUCAUCUGUGAAGAUAUUUACUAUGAGCAAGACACCAAGGUUGAUAUGAAGCCAUUUCUUAUUUCAUCUGAUAUUACAAAUGACCUCAGGUUUUAUGAUAUCAGUUUGAACAAUGAAGGCCACAUGAAACUUGAGCCAAUUAAGAUGGACCUAAGUGGAAGUAUGAGGGGAGCUUAUGGAGAACAGCACAACAUUAAGCAUACCUAUGAAUUCACCUAUGACAAUAUGGCUGGUACAAUGAAAUACAACGUGUCUGGAGCUGUGAUGGAGGCCCAGCUAAGCCACAACUGCGAACUUGAGUUUGCUGGUCUUUCCUCCAAGUUAAACUGCAAAGCAAAAAUAAAUUCUGAGCCUUUACAUUUGGAUGGCACCAUUCGCACCAUGGCACUGCCGUUCAGCCUCACUCUUGAUGCUUUUGUCAGUAGUGAUGGUGAAAUGAAUCUAUAUGGGAAGCACACCGGACAUCUGUACAGUAAAUUUUUGGUCAAAGCUGAGCCCCUAGCGCUUGCAUGCUCACAUGACAGCCAGGUAUCCACCACACAUAUGCUUCCGAGUGGGGAGACUUCCACUAAUUUAGACAGCAAAGUUGAUAGCAUCCUGACACCAAGUGAUCAAUCACUGACCUGGAAAGUAAAAUCUAAAAUGAACAACCAUGCUUAUAACCAUGAUAUCAAUACUUACAAUAAUCCCCUAAAGAUUGGAUUUGAGUUUUCAGGAGCAAUGUUAACAGACCUUUUUAGCAAACUGAGCAAAAACAAGAGCUCCCUACCAGAAGUACAGGAAUUCAGCAUGGCUGGUUUUCUCAAGUAUGAUAAAAAUAGUAACUGUCAUAUAAUUGAGAUUCCAUUCAUCAAGAAAUUUCCUCCUACUUUUGAGAAGCUCAAGAACACAGUCAUGGAAGCCCUAGAGUCACUUCAACAGUUCAUCAUCAGUUUGGAUAUUAAUCAGCUAAUAGCUAAUUUUAGAGCAAAUUUAGGUAGCCUACCGAUGCAUGUGAGUGACUUCAUGCGAGAAAUGGACUUGGAGAACAAAGUGAAUCAAGUAAAAACAAAACUUGAUUAUUUGAUCAAUGAGUUUUCUGUAACACUGGAUGACUUGGAGCUUGUGAUGAGUACCUUGAGGAAGAACUUGGAAAACAUAGUAAUAGAUGUUGCCACCAAAAUUAGAGACCUCAUCCUCAGACUUGAAGACUAUAUCAAGGCAGGACAUCUUGCCGAGAAGAUAACAACUGUACUUUCACAGAUUGGAAAUCAGCUUCGUGCCUUUGAUGAGAAAUAUAAAAUCAAGCAGUCACUGGUCAGAGCACUUCAUGCCACCGAGGACAUCUUCAGACAGAUUAAUUUACAGAAGCUCACAGCAAGCAGUGCUGCAUGGCUGAAAGAUCUGGAUUCAAAAUAUAGAAUCUUGGAAAAAAUCAAAGACAAACUGUUUGAAAUGAAACAAACCAUUGAGAACUUUGAUGUUAACAAGUUUUUCCAAGAUAUAAAGGAUUAUCUUCUCUCCUUUGACUUGGCUAUGUAUGUUGAGCAGCUAUCAUAUAAAAUCCCCUCUGCAGAGAUAGCAAACGUGAUUGAAUCAAUGAACGAUGUUAUUGUCAAUUGGAUUGAUGAAUACGAAAUCCCUAAAAAACUCAAUGCGGUAUAUUUCUACAUUAGAGAUCUACUUUUAAAAUACAGUCUUGAUGAUAAAUUUAAAGAAUUAAUGGAUCAGAUUGUGAUUCUCAUUAAGGGAUUGAAAAUUGAAGAGACUGUGCAGUCAGUGGUAGAUGCUUUGAAAGCAGUCAACUUUGAAUUUGUUUAUAAUAAAAUUAUGCAAUUUCUUGGCAGUGUGACAAGCCAGCUCAGAGCAAUUGACUUUAAGAAAAGUUUCAGUUAUAUUAAUGAAAGCAUUUCUUCAAUGCUUAAAUCACUGAAGGACUUUGACUAUAGUGUAUUUGUUGAUGAGACCAACAAGAAGAUUGCUGAACUAACAGACUACAUCAACAAGCAGAUUGAAAUAUAUGAGAUAGUACAAAAAAUCGAAGCUCUCAGGGCUUUUUUCCGAGAGCUCCAAAGUUCCAUCUUCACAUAUUUGGAUGAACUCAAAAACACAAAGGUGGCUGAUGCUCUAAAGAAACUAAAAGAUGUAAUCGACACUACAUUUUAUAAUGACAUCAAGAUUAAAGUGCAGGAUAUCCUUGAGGAUACAAGGCAAAGAAUUCUUGACAUGGAUAUUAGAGAGGAAAUACACAGUUACCUCAGAAGAGCAAGUGAAUCCUACAGCAAUAUUGUUGCCUACAUUUCUGCACAGUUUAACCAACUGAUAGAGUUAAUCAGCAAUGUGGUAAAGGACAACGAGAUCAUCUCCAAGAUGAAGAAAGCACUAGAUGUGAUUAUGGUUGCACUGAAAAGAGCUGAGAUUGAAGUUGCAAGUUUUACUUUGCCUCUCACUGACCUUGCCAUUCCAGCAUUUAAAGUCAACUUGAACAAACUACAGGAAAUUGGGAUUCCAGCUCAAAUUUUAGUCCCUGAGUUCACCAUUCUCAACUCCUACACAAUUCCUGCCUUUACCAUAGACUUUGAAAAGAUCAAAGCAAAAAUAAUUGCAAUCAUAGAUGACAUCAGAGGAUUUGAGAUCCAAAUGCCUGAUCCUGAAGAAAUCUUUGGUGACCUAAAAGUUCUCUACCUAUCUAAACUACCAGAUUUCACCUUCCCAGGGAUAACACUUUCAGAAAUAAAAAUUUCACCCAUCCACAUCCCCAAGUUAAAUCUGAAGGAGUUUGAAAUCACAGUGCUUCCAAUUCCAGAGAUCAAAUUGCCUGAGGUUUCCAGUGGCAUUUGCAUCCCAUUUUUUGGCAAACUUAAUGGGGAAUUUAGAGUGAACUCCCCACUGUAUGCUCUUCUUGCUACAGGGAAGAUUGAGAACUCAGCGGCUACCCCAAAAAACCCACAGUUUAAAGCCACCAUUACUUCUCAUGCCAAAUCACCCAUUGAGCAUCUUGAAUACACCUUUGAAGCCACUGCUUUGUUUGAAACUCCCAGAAUGAAGAAGUUGCUAUUCUUAGAAACAAUGAAAGCUACAUACAUGGCCUUUUCUAUUAAUCAUGAAGGAUCCUUGACACUCACUGGCUCUUCUGCUGAAGCUUCUGCCAAGACUACUACCAAGGCCACAACUCAAAUGUAUAUGGCAGACUUGGUGAGCAACAUAGCACUUACACUGAAGAAUGGAAUCUCUGCAGUCACAGACACAAGCUACAGCCACAACUUGGAAAUCCCAUCAAUUGAAAUCUCAAGCAAGGUUUCAGUGAAACAGAAUAUAACAGCUGCAGUAAAAGCUGGCAGAAUUACUAUAACUGGUGAAACUACUGGUAACGGAAGUUGGUCAGUUCAAGACUACUCUGAUGAAGGUACACACAAAAGCAACAUUGAAUUCAGCAUCAAUUUUAACACUGCCAAUUUAACUCUUGUAGGAGAAACAGACUGUAAGGCUGUGAAAUUGAAGAAAACACUGACUGCCGAAUCACUGAUGUUAAGCCAUGUCACUGUUCAAGCAAGAUGUGAAACUGAAACUCCAUCUGUCAAGAAGAGUGUUAUAGUUGUAAAUGGGGAGGCUCAUAGUGGGGACCUGAAAGUUGUACUGACAGUCUUUCAUGAUGCAGAAUUCAUAGGAAGUGUGAUUGGAUCCAUGUCCAACUCCUUGGAAUUCAUGGCCCAUCCAUUUGAGAUUGUGCUUGAUACAAAGAGUAAAGUAAACACAAAGAUUUUUCUUCCUUUGAAACUCACUGGUAAGGUGGAUCUCCAGCACGAUUAUAGGGUUAUGCUUAACUCUGAGAAGCAGCGUGUUUGUUGGUUUGCUUUGGCAAGAUUCAACCAGUACAAGUACAAUCACAAUUUCACAGCAGAAAACAAUGAAAUUGACAUUUUCUUUCACUCAUCAGCAAAGGGAGAGGCCAAUCUGGACUUCCUGACUGUUCCUCUCUCUGUGCCAGAGACAAUUGUACCUUAUCUCAAAAUUAAAACCCCAGAGGUCAGGGACCUCUCGCUGUGGGAACAUGCUGGAUUCAAAACCUUGCUUACCACUCCUCAACAAUCAUUUGAGAUGAAUCUGAAGCUUCAUUACUACAAGAAUCCAGAUACACACAGCUUUGAAUUACACCUAGAACCAGUCUACAGUGCAAUCAGUGACAAUGCCAACAUCAUCCAGGCUCAAUUUGAGCAAUAUAGAGACAAAGUAGUUGCAUUUCUAAAAGAGUCAUACAACCAAGCAAAGUCACAGUAUAUCAAACACAAAAUUGACACUUCUGGUCUGCCUCCUAGAAUUUUCACUGUCCCUGGAUACAAAAUACCAAUACUGAAUAUUGGGGUUUCUUCAUUCAGGGCUGAGUUGCCGGCCUUUAGUUACUUUAUUCCUAAGGAGGUCAGUACGACAAGCUUCAAAGUUCCAGCUCUGGGUUUCUCUGUGCCAUCCUACACCCUUGUAAUACCAUCUUUGACCUUCCCUGUCAUCCACAUUCCAGAAACUUUAAGUGAAAUAAAGCUGCCCACUUUCACACUACCAGACAUUCAGAACAACAUUGUUAUUCCAGCCAUGGGUAACUCCAACAAUAACCAGUCUGACAUUGUUGCACAGUUUGGUGCUUCUUCAGCCUCUGUGUUUGACAUUUUGAAUGGAAAAACUGAUGGCACCACAAGUCUGACAAGGAAGAGAGGAAUAAAAUUUUCCACUACUUUGUCCAUGGAGCAUAUCAACGUAGAAGCAAACCAUGAAUGUGCUGUUAGUCUCACCAAAAGAAGCAUGGAAGCUUCUGUAAUGAACACUGCAAAAAUCAUUCUACCCUUCCUGAAUCUAGAACUGAAUCAGGAUCUCACUGGAAAUAUCAAGAGCAAACCAAAUAUUGCUUCCAAGAAAAAACUGAAAUAUAUGUUUAAUAUUCCUCUGAUUGAAUCUGUGGGCAAAGGAAACAUUGAUAUCAACUGGCAAGAAAAACAUAAGCGUAUUUUAAACAAUAACAUCCUCCAGUUUGACUUAAAUAAGGACUUGGCUCUUGAGGUUUCCUUGCAGCGUAUGUUUAUAACAGUCGAUUACACAAGUAAUAACAAUGUUGAUGUUGUAUCUUUCAACACAAAUGGAAGGCACAUUAUUAAAGGAGAACUAGAUUUUGUUCCUUUAACAACUGUCAAGAUUACACUGAAUAUCAGUGCAAGUCAGCCAAGUAGUUUUGGUCAUGCUAGACUCACUGAGAGCAUCAACCUUACCAUCAGCUCAGAGAAACAGUCCUUCACCUGGAGUGCCUUUGAUGUGCCAUUUACCAACUUACAUGUGGAACCCCUUACAAUUGAUCCAAAGAACUUCAACAUCCCUAAGGUGAUCACCACUACGGCCUUUGAAAUCAUGCUGCCGGCUUUUGGUGCCCUCAGUGCCACUCUGAAGGUUUCCUCGCCUAUUUAUAAUGUGUCAACAACCACCAGCAUUGAGAAAAAAGAUUCUAGCCUUUUAAGUUCACUGAAUUCCAUCCGCGCUUCUACCAUGGCCUUCUUGGACUAUGACUUCUCUGCCAGUGCAACUCUUGGAUUUGAUAAUGAAUUAUUCAGUCUAAAUGGGAAAUGCAAGUUUAUUCACAAUGAUAUUAAUGUUGACUGGCACCAUAUUUUAGCACAAAACAUGAGGGAGUCUCGUCAUACAAUAAAUGUGGACAUUACCAGUCAAACAUUUGCUGAUGCAAGCUUCCGCUUUGCUUCUCGCAAAGAUGGCAUUACUGCAUUUGUGUCUUCUCCAUCAUCUGGUUUCCUUGGAUUGCAUUUACAGGGGAGGUCUCCAUCACAGCUGUAUGGAAAACUAUUCAGUUGCUACAUGUCUACUCCUGACAAGGAUACUGAUGUUUUCACUGCCAAAGCCACACUGAGAAACUCUCAGAAGUUAAUCUUACAGACAUCAUGGAAAUGGGACUUCCUCCAUGAUGUGAUUGAGGGGACCAAGGACAGGAUUCCUGCUAUGGCCAAUGCUGUGCUCAAAUUCAUUAACAAUUAUCACACUGCCCACUUUGGCUUUGAUCUGAACCGUGGUGGCAUGAAGCUGAAAAACACAGUUUCCAGUGUCACAGAGAGAGCCUAUCGUGAGGUCUAUAUGUCUUUCAACAUGUUGCAAAGUAUAAUCAAAUACUUUGAGGAUCAAAGAAAAGACAUGUCCAGGAGAGCUUCUGACAGCUUGAUGUUCAUGAGUGUGCAGGAUGUUAUAGACAGCUUGGCUCAUGAGAAUACAAAAGUUUUUAAACACAGUAAAGACAAGAUUUAUGUCUUGCUAGAUGCAGUCAUUCAGGUCUUGAAUGACACAAAGUUUACAGUGCCAGGAUCUGAAGAGAGGAUCUCGAGUCUGGAGCUGUUCCAACAAGUUUGA
Molecule: messenger RNA, 8516 nt
Organism: Monopterus albus (swamp eel)
Lineage: Eukaryota; Metazoa; Chordata; Actinopteri; Synbranchiformes; Synbranchidae
Gene: apoba
Product: apolipoprotein Ba
Exons: 13
Biological process (GO): cholesterol homeostasis; lipoprotein transport; triglyceride mobilization
Cellular component (GO): mature chylomicron; low-density lipoprotein particle; very-low-density lipoprotein particle
Molecular function (GO): low-density lipoprotein particle receptor binding; cholesterol transfer activity
Source: RefSeq, a predicted model, not a curated record